Molecule: messenger RNA, 2205 nt
Organism: Epinephelus fuscoguttatus (brown-marbled grouper)
Lineage: Eukaryota; Metazoa; Chordata; Actinopteri; Perciformes; Serranidae
Gene: elovl6
Product: ELOVL fatty acid elongase 6
Exons: 4
Coding region: 186-989 (267 amino acids)
Biological process (GO): very long-chain fatty acid biosynthetic process; fatty acid elongation, saturated fatty acid; sphingolipid biosynthetic process
Cellular component (GO): endoplasmic reticulum membrane; endoplasmic reticulum
Molecular function (GO): fatty acid elongase activity
Source: RefSeq, a predicted model, not a curated record
UCAACCGGUAGAGGAGGAAGGUGCCGAGACUGCCGAGCUGCUCGCGCACAACCGCGAGGUCCAGACAGCGGCGCGAGCGAUGCGAGUCGAGGGCUGCGAGGAAACAGACUAACUGAAGAGAAACACCUCAGCAGCCGAGUAUCGUCUUGUUUCAGCGGCGUGAACAGCAACACAGCACAGUGAGCAUGUCGGUGCUAGCUCUGCAAGAGUACGAGUUCGAGAGACAGUUCAACGAGGACGAAGCCAUCCGAUGGAUGCAGGAGAACUGGAAGAAGUCAUUUCUCUUCUCUGCGCUCUACGUUGCCUUUAUCCUCGGGGGCCGCCAUGUCAUGAAACAGAGGGAGAAGUUUGAGCUGCGGAAACCGCUGGUGCUAUGGUCGCUCACGCUUGCGCUAUUCAGUAUAUUUGGUGCCAUCCGUACUGGGAGUUACAUGAUGUACAUCCUGAUGACAAAAGGGCUUAAACAGUCGGUUUGUGACCAGAGCUUUUACAACGGGCCUGUCAGCAAGUUCUGGGCAUACGCCUUUGUACUUAGUAAAGCACCAGAACUGGGUGACACUCUCUUCAUCGUCCUGAGGAAACAGAAGCUGAUCUUCCUCCACUGGUACCACCACAUCACCGUGCUGCUCUACUCCUGGUACUCCUACAAAGACAUGGUGGCCGGCGGCGGAUGGUUCAUGACCAUGAACUACCUGGUGCACGCCGUCAUGUACUCUUAUUACGCCUUGCGGGCAGCCGGCUUCAAGGUGUCGCGCAAGUUCGCCAUGUUCAUCACCCUGACCCAGAUCACCCAGAUGCUGAUGGGCUGUGUGGUCAACUACCUGGUGUACUCGUGGAUGCAGCAGGGCCAGGAGUGUCCAUCCCACAUGCAGAACAUUGUGUGGUCUUCCCUCAUGUACCUCAGCUACUUUGUGCUCUUUGUUCAGUUCUUCUUCGAGGCCUACAUCGGCAAGUCCAAAUUAGCGGCUGUCGCCAAGAAGGGCGACUAAACUAAUGCCAUAUGUAUGGGAAGAAGGGAGAUAAUGAAGAAAAAGGGAGAUGGAAAUGGAGAGCAGGGACCAGUGACUUGAGAGAAUAUGUUAGGGGUGAGGGUUGUUGGAAUGAAUGAUGGGUAAUGCAGAGGUGGCAGAGGCUUGGGGAGUGGGGGUGGGGUGGGGGUGGGAGGGUCAAGAGGAUGGCUGGUGUUUGUGCUUGAGCAUUACUAAUGUGCAGAUCUAAAAUGCCUCAAUGGAUGUGACGUCUCCGUUGAGGGAUGCUGAGGAAGCAGCGCCACCAUGAUCAGAAGCCAUCACGAAGUUGUACACCUGAAGUUUAAAAGCCCUUUUUUAAAUUCAUCAUAAAUAGUUUUUAAAAAUCUAAACUAUAAGAAAAGGACAAAGACACCAUAUUUAAUAAAUACAUCUGCCAUGAGCAUAUGUUUACUUGAUAUUAAAAAAUAAAUUAAUUGGUACAUAUGACGAUGGAUGGAGUCAACAUUACCCUGAGCCAUCUGAGUAUGUUUUUGUCCGUUUGUUGUCAGUGUUUGUUGUUUUGUUUCGAUUUGUCAAAGAAAAAGUUUGAAACACUGGAGAGUGUCGGUGGUUGAUGUGAACUGAUUGGGUGAACGGCACUGUAUCUUCUGUGUCUUACAUUGCAAAACGCGAUAUUUUCUCAGGUCUUAGGUUAUCUUUCUUAAUAUAAUAUGCAUAUCAAGACAACGUAGACAUGUUUAACAUCAGCACCGGUUUACAGUAUGGCUAAAAUUCAUCCAGUACAGCCGCACAGUUGAAAAAAAAGUAUGAAUGAAGCUGAUUGAACUGACUGACUCAGAUGAUCACACCGCUCCUCGGCAUGAUGGGGAGACAGAUGCUGACAGUGCCCUGCUUCACCACUUGUCAUGACCUUGCAAGAAGUUGCCGACCACACUUGGAAAAUGACUUGCCAUUGAUUUCCAAACGCCUCUCUGUUGAAGGGUCCCUACCAGUGAAGAAAACUUGUCUGUUAGACACUGAAGGCUAAAAUGGAGGACAAACAUAUUUAUGUUUAGUAAAAGAAAAAAAAAAAACAUCAAACAUGCAAAUUGUCAAAUCUGCUGUAUUGACUCUGAAAAAUAGUAUGUAUCCUUAAUGGUGUCUGUUGUGCUAUUGUGCAUUUGCACUGUAUCAAUGUCAAAAAACAAUUGUUGCUGAAAACCUUAAUGUAUGAACAAAGAGUGCAAAAAUGUCA